AUGUCUCCCAUAGAAGGAGAGGCUCAUAUGAAGGCCGCUUGGGCCUUCCCCAACUCCGACAACACAGGUGGUGGCGAGGUCGCCAUGAAAACUAGUUCGAAGCUUCGUGUCGGCGAGAAGCGAAAGCGGAAUGGCGAUGGGAAGAGACUGCUCGGCUCUAAAUGUGGAGGAGAAAACAUUGAGGACCUGCGAAUUUACGAUGAGUCAAAUCGCGAGUUGCAUAUAUGUACAGAGAGGGAGAGGAGGAAGAAGAUGAGAAACUUGUUUAGUAAUCUUCAUGCACUCCUCCCCGACCUUCCAUCUAAGGUAGAUAAAUCCACCAUAGUGGACGGAGCAGUGAGCUACAUAAAAGCGCUUGAACAAACGCUACAAAAUCUCCAGAAGCAGAAGCUUCGUCAGCUAAUGGUGGAUCUCUCGCCGACAGCAACGGCUACGUUGGAAAGCAAAGUGGCUUUCAUGGCUGAUGAUCAGGGCAAGAACAGCAGCAGCGGGAAUGCGACGGCGACCGCUGCUGUGGUUCCUCGCCUUCCAGUCUGCUUCCAGACCUGGAUUUCUCCUAAUGUGGUGCUCAAUGCGGCCGGUGAAGAAGCUUUUAUUAGUAUCUGUUGUGUGAAGAAGGCAGGGUUCCUCUCUUCAAUGCUCUUCCUGCUUGAUAAGUAUAAAGUGGAGGUGGUUUCAGCUCAUUUUUCCUCUGAUAAUUAUUCCAGAAGCAUGUGCAUGAUGCAUGCACGUGUAAGAAGAGAAUCGGAUCAUUUUCCUGAGACAUUGAUGAUUGAAGAGACAUACAAAUCAGUAGUUGGAGAGAUGAUUGCUUGGCUUUAUUCAUGA
Messenger RNA from Dendrobium catenatum, 828 nucleotides. Its product is annotated as transcription factor bHLH95-like. Gene Ontology annotation, biological process: endosperm development; regulation of DNA-templated transcription. NCBI's taxonomy places the organism in Eukaryota, Viridiplantae, Streptophyta, Magnoliopsida, Asparagales, Orchidaceae. Bases 1 to 828 code for a protein of 275 amino acids. The transcript is spliced from 3 exons. Gene Ontology annotation, molecular function: protein dimerization activity; DNA-binding transcription factor activity. The record is from RefSeq and is a predicted model, not a curated record.